AAGGCUACUGCAGCCACACCGGAGCCACUUUUGGGGUCAUUUUGUACAAUUUUUAGUGUUUGAGUGGCUCAGGUUGUGUGUUUGGGGGGGGGUGGAAAUUGCUGGCUCAGGAUUUAUUUGUUCGGUGCAAGUUUUGCAGGUGCGGGGGUUGGGCAAUGCGAGCUUUCCUGAAGAGCUCGGAGGGGUUUUUCCAGCUGAAAUCCGGCACCACGAGCAUCGGGAGCCACAGAGGGGCCGACAUCGUCCUGCAGUCCGCCGGGGUAGCAGCUCGCCAUGCAGCCCUGGAAUUCUCCGCCUCGGACAAGAGCUUCAUCCUCCGGGACUUCAACUCCCCCCACGGCACCUUCGUCAACAGCUGCCAGGUGCAGAACGCGGCCGUCAGGGUGAGGCCGGGGGACAUCCUGAGCUUCGGCAGCGCGGGAGCCUCCUUCGAGCUGGGGCUGGACGGGGAUGCGCAGUGGCAGCUCCCCCCCGAUUCCCUGGGCAGGGGGGUCCCCAGAGCCCCCGGCCGUGUGCCCCAGCUGCUGCUGCCCAGGCGCCCUGCGAGUGCCCGGGACAGGAGCGCGGCCAGUGCCACCUCUCUGGACACCUCCAGCAGCGCCUCUGCAGCGAGAGCAGUCUCAGCCAGCUUCUCAGGCCAUGGUGCAGGCAGUGUGGGGGGAGCCCCUUCCCUGGGGACUCACAAGGUGGAUCUCCAGGGUGAGAAGCUGCUGGAGAAGGAAAUGGGUCACCUUUUUGGUUUGGAAACAGAGUUAAAGGGGAAGGGUGUGGUGAUAAGAGAGCUGCAGGAGGAGAUCACAGCCAUGACAAAGAACCUGGCCCAGGCAGCAGUGAGGAACGAGGCUGAGCUGACCCAGAAGCUGCUCACCUUCAACCGAGAGCUGGGAGCCCAAACAGAGGAGAUCAGAGCCCUGAGGGAGCAGGUCAGUGACCUGCAGAAAGGCUCAAACCAGGUUUUCAGCCAGUCCCUCCAUGAGAGAGACCUGGAGAUCGGGAGGCUGCGGAGAGAAAGUGAGAAGUUGAAGAGGGACCAGGCUUUGAGUGCAGGUCUGGUGAGCAACAUGCAAAGGGAACUCCUGCAAAAGGAGCAGAAAAUCCAGCAACUCCAGCAAGAGACUGAAAAACUGAGUAAGGAAAACCGAGAGAAGGACGAUCAGCUGGCCAUGGUUUCAGCCAAGUGCUCAAGAAUUAAAGAAGAGGCAAAGCAUGAACUCAGAGAGCAAGAACUGAUCUCCUGCAGAAAUAGCAUCCAGGAGCUGGAGCAGGACCUGGAGGGGCUGCAGAGGGAGAUCUGGAAGCAGGAGAGUGUCCAAAAGCAACUGGCUGAGAAAGCCAAGGCAGAGGAGGAGCUGAAGGCAGCCUGGUCCCAGCAGCUGCAGGAGAUGGGGCACAGGGAGCUCCUGCUGAGAUCUGACGUGCAGAGAGCUGGGGAGCAGCUGGAGUCCUUCAAGAGCCAAGUGAUGCAAGCUUGUUCUCCAUCAGCAGCUGGCAGCACAGGGGGAUCUGUGACAGAGCAGCAGGUGAUAGAGAAGGUCAGGCAGAUCUCUGAUGAGAACCAACAAAGCCAGGAGAGGGAGAAGAGUCUGCAGGAGGAAUUGAGCUCCAGGCUCACAAAGGAGAGGGAGGUGUCUGCAAACAUCGAGGUGUUCCAGAACUCCCUGCAGGAGCUCCAGAUGUGCCUGAGGAGCCCCUGCAGCAGCUCCAGCCUGCAAGGGCAGCUGGGGCAGCUGGAGGUGCUGUGCCUGGAUCCCCCCGUCUCAGCCAUCAGGACAGCAGUGGUGGACAUGGCACGUGGUGUCCUGUCCUGGCUGGAGGGUGCAGAGCAGCUCCUGGACACAGCAGGGAUGGACCUGCACACCUCUGGCAAAGGGCUGUUGGCUGCUCUCGGGAGCUUCUCAGAACGGAGUCAGGAGAUGGCACAGAGGAAUCAGAUGUUGCAGGAGCAAUUAGAGAAGCUCCAGGAGCUGCAGGCAGAGCUGCUGCAGGAGCACACAAAGGAGCUGGAAGCAAAACAUGAGCAAGACUUAGAGAUAAAAAUCCAGCAAAUUAUCCUGGAAAAGGACAAGGAGAGCAGACAGAUUCUGGAGAGUGCUGUCAGCGAGGAGAAGGACAGGUGCAAGAAAUCUGUGGAGGAAGAACAGAAGAAGAUCCAAGAGUUGGAAAGGCAUCUGAGAAGCAUGGCUGAGGCAACAGCAAAGAAGGCAGAGGAGCAGGAACUGACAGAGGGAAAACUGAGAGAAGCUUUGCAUGAGCUGAAGAAAAUCACUGCACAAGAGGCAGUGUUACAGCAGCAGGUGCUUCAGCAGGACCAGCAGCUCAGGGCUGUCCAGGAGGAAAAUGAGCUACAGAGGCACAAACUGCAAGAAGAAGUAGCAGGAUACAGGGAGCAAAGCAAGCAGCAUUCCCUGACCAUCUUGGCUUUAGAGGACAGGCUGCUGGAGGCCACUCAGCAGCAGAAGGUGCUGGAGGAGGAAAAGGCAGCACUUGUGGAAAGAAUGGAAGGAUUUCAGUGUGAAGCCUACAGGUCAGCAUCGGGAGCUUGGCUGGAGAUUUGUCCUGCCAUGGAGUCUCAUGUUUGUGUCAGGAAACUGCAGGAGGAGCUGGCAGUGGCACAGGGCACGCUCCUGGAGAAGAAGGCAAUCAUCUGCAGGCUCACCAGGGAGCUGUCAGAAACCAGAGCCAGGAUGUCAGACAUGAGAGGGGAGCUGAGUGAAGAGCAGAAGGUGGAGCUGGAGCACAGCCAGAGGCAGCUGAAACACCGGGAGUGGGAAGCGAACCAGCUCAGGGAGAAGCUAUCCGAGAUGUCCAGCCUUGUGGAGGAGAAGGAUCAGGCCCUGAAAGCAGCAGCUGAGGAGUUAAGCCGAGCCCCAAGGCGCUGCCUGCUGCUGAGGGAUGCUUCCCAACAAACUCUGGAGAGCCCAGAGCAUGCUCCCAGGACACCGGUGCAGGUGGGUGAAGCCUCCCAGGGGCGAGUCCUCACGGAGUGUGGGUUUGGCAGGAGCACCGGAGGCUUUGUUGGCAUCACGGGAGGUGGCAGCCAGCAGCGUGCCAGGAGCCCGGCUGGCAGCGGGGGCCGGGCACUGACUCAGAGCCAGCUGAUGGGCAAGAGGUCUCUGACAAGUCUCUUAUGCCCCACCAAGUCCAUGGGGAUGCUCCCGGCUUUGCUCUUGUGCCAAGCGCCCAGUGCCUGGCAGCAAGGCUGUGUUCCCAUUGAGCUUCAGACUGGGCAAGAGCCUGUCUUCUUCCAGGAGCCACCAUCAGGCUUGGCUGAGCUUGGUGCCAAAUGCCGAGGCCUGAGGCACGAGGAAACCAUCCAGCACCAAAAAGAAGGUCUGGCCGAGCUCCGGGAGAGAGUGAAGGUGCUGGAGAAGAGGCAGUGCUCAGGUGCUGUGAAGAGCAAUUCAGUGCCACUGGUGGUCCAGAUGAAAGACUCAUCAGAGAAAAUAGUCCAGCAAAGAGGUCUUGAGCUGGAACCUGUGAUGGGAGAAAAACUGAGGGCUGGCAAGGUUCCUAAUGGGGGCUUGUUCGGGAUCACCAACAGCACAGUGGAAAUGGCUGAGUACCUUGAUGUAAUUGGUGCUCUGGGAAGCCCGGUGGAGAUGAAGGAGCUGUCAGGAAUGCAGCCUCUGCAGCACAUUCCUCAGGGGAGAGGGGCAGAAGUGGGACUGCAGAGACAGAACGUCUUGGAGCUGUUGUACAAAAAGAUCAGGAACCUCCAGGUUUGCCUGGAAAGGAAAGAAGAAAGGCUGAGAGAUUAUGAGGGAAGUGUGCAGCAGCUCAGGCAGAGCCAAGCUUCCCUGAGAAGGUGCCAGGAGGAGAUGUCCAGGCUGGAGGAUGAAGCCCACAGGGAGGCAGAGGAGAAGGCUCUGCUGCGAGAGGCUCUGGAGAGGAUGCAGCUCCAGCAGGACCAGGAGAAGGGGCUGCAGCAAGUGGCCAAAGGGCACAAGCCUGGAGCCACAAAGCCUCUCUGCUCGGGCAAGCUGAAGGCCAAGGAGCGUGUGGCAAAUGCUGUCAAAGCAGGAAUCUCAUAGGAGCAGCAGCACAGGGACCUUCACUGGUGCUGGCCUGCAGUGGAACAGGUCAUUGCUGUGCACUCUGUGAGGGUGGAGGUGCUGUCAGCUGUGGGUGCAUUUGGAGGAGCUCCAGUUUAUCCCGUAGCUCCUGGACACACUGGUGUGACCAUAAAAUGUAGGACCUAAUUUUCCCACAGUCCAUGUGCCAGAGUGUAGUGGGAUUUAUAGCAGUGGAGAAGGUGGUGAGGACACAGUCCAGUGUACACGUGUGUGUAUUUGUGUGUGUGAGCACAGCCCAGUGUGUGUGAAGGCACUCGUGGGCGUGUGUCCUGUCCUUGCUGAAAUGGCCUCAUGCACAUGAAGCCAACGUGGAUUGAAAUAUCCCUUGCAACUCCUGUGUCCUCCAGUCUCCAUCGUGUCUUGGGGAAACUGGAACAUAAGGCCUGAUGGAAUUCUGGAAUUCCUGGAGCACCCCAGG
Messenger RNA from Ficedula albicollis (Collared flycatcher), 4491 nucleotides. RefSeq names its product forkhead-associated (FHA) phosphopeptide binding domain 1 (gene FHAD1). Bases 156 to 4031 code for a protein of 1291 amino acids. Gene Ontology annotation, molecular function: protein binding. Lineage: Eukaryota; Metazoa; Chordata; Aves; Passeriformes; Muscicapidae. The transcript has 29 exons. The record is from RefSeq and is a predicted model, not a curated record.